This is a messenger RNA of Branchiostoma belcheri (Belcher's lancelet), 5433 nucleotides long. Its product is annotated as rabphilin-3A-like. The transcript is spliced from 18 exons. Gene Ontology annotation, biological process: intracellular protein transport. The coding region runs from base 286 to 2319 and encodes 677 amino acids. The record is from RefSeq and is a predicted model, not a curated record. Gene Ontology annotation, molecular function: small GTPase binding. NCBI's taxonomy places the organism in Eukaryota, Metazoa, Chordata, Leptocardii, Amphioxiformes, Branchiostomatidae. Gene Ontology annotation, cellular component: membrane.
UCACCACAUAAUUAAAUAUGGCGGAUACGAUCCAGGAAGUGGUGCAAUUCUGACGCCAAAUCAGUGUUUUUCUCCUCUAUAUCUGCCCACAAGACGACGAGCACCGCAGAAGACAGCUACAACAGUGAGAGAAGACGUUACGCGCAGCUGGUGGGUUGCUGGCUCUGAUUCUGCUGAGGUGUUAAUGAAGCGUCGGAGUCGGGGGGAUGGUCGUCUGAUUUAUGUGGGUGGAUACCGGGACCGCCGCUGAGCAGGCGGGAAAGACGCAGGCAGGCGCCGCACAAUAUGGGUGAGAUGGCAUCAGGAGGGAGGAUCGAUCGCUGGGUGUGCCCCAAUGACAGACAGCUGGCCCUACGUGCAAAACUGAAUGCAGGAUGGUCCUUCCACACGGACAAGCUGACGUCGUUUCAGAAGCAGCCGCCGCUGAGCAAGGAGGAACAAGAUGCCAUCCGCAAGGUCAUGGAGAAGGCAGACUUCAUGGAGCAGAUGGAGCAAGAAAGAGUCGGCUGCCUUGUGGAUAGAUUAGACAACAUGAAGAAAGCUGCCAAGGGCAAUGGAACAACCCAGUGUGUUCUGUGUGGGGAUGCCUUCAGGAUGCUGGGGUCUUCACCUCUCACAUGCUGUGACUGCAAAAAGCAUGUUUGUUCCAAGUGUGGAGUAGAGCUCACCACAAAGUUUGGCAGCCAAAGUUACCUGUGCAAGAUUUGUAGUGAGAGUAGAGAGAUGUGGAAACGCUCAGGAGCCUGGUUCUUUAAGGGGCUUCCUAAGUAUGUCCUGCCUUCGGAGCAGCAGAAGAAGGACGAUUCUCGAGGCAAGGGCGCCCGAGGAGGGUACGGUGGGCGCAAGGCUCGGGGCGGCAAGUCUUAUAACACCUGGUCUAAAACUCGAGGAGGUAAGGGUGGAUCAGCGGAGUACAGCGAUGAAGAAGAAGAUGAGAGUUCAGAGGAUGAGAUCAGCCUGGGACGCAAACCCCGGGGGAGGGGCAGGGGCACAGCAUUAGCAGCAGCAGCAGCAACGGCUCCUCCUGUGGAGUCAGAUGCUGAUUCGGCCAGCAUCGGCAGCUAUAACAGCAACCCGCUUUACGAUAGCCGAACCAGCAUCACCAGCGCAGGAGCCUACAACCAGCACAGUGCCACAGAGAGCAUGUACGGAGAUGUUGCUGAGGACGCACUGAGCGCUGGAAGCCCCAAGAUCCAGACAAUACAGGAAAGCCAAGAAAAGAAGGGAUCGUCAGGAGGCCUGAGUCGACACAGCUCAAUGCGUUCUCAGAGCAGCAUCCGGACUGACCGGUCCGACGGCGUAACAUGGAGGCAGAGCCGGGAAGAUGACUAUUAUGAAGACGAGUAUGAUGAUGCGGGAGUUUAUGUGGGACCUCCGCAACAUUCUCAGCUCCCCGUGGACGAACACGACGUGUACAGUCCUGACUUUGAGGAGGAAGACACGACUCUCGGCUCCAUUGAGUUCUCCAUGCUGUACGAUCCCCACAACGCUGCCCUUCACGUUAACAUCAUCCGGGCACGGGGUAUCAAGCCCAUGGACCACAAUGGGAUGUCUGACCCCUAUGUCAAGUUACAUCUCCUUCCUGGAGCCAGUAAGGCUAACAAGCUCCGAACAAAGACCUCAUACAAGACUCUGAACCCCAUCUUCAAUGAGACCCUUACCUACUACGGCAUGCGUGAUGAUGACAUACUUAGAAAGACCCUCAGACUCACAGUGUUUGAUGAGGACAGGUUUGGCCACAAUGAGUUUAUUGGUGAGACUCGUGUCCAACUGAAGCGCCUCAAACCCAACCAGACAAGACAGUUCAACGUCUUCCUGGAGAAGAUGAUGCCUCUGGAGAAGGAUGACGACCUGAUGUACGAGCGCGGUCGCAUCCUGCUGUCGCUGAUGUACCGCUCGCAGCGGCAGCAGCUGGUGGUGGGGAUCAUGCGAUGUGCCCACCUGGCAGCCAUGGACCCCAAUGGAUACUCCGACCCUUAUGUAAAAGUGUACCUCAAGCCAGACUACAAGAAGGCAACUAAACACAAGACAAGGAUGCUGAAGAAAACACUCAAUCCAGAAUUCAAUGAGGAAUUUGUGUAUGAUGUGAAGCUGAAUGAGCUUGCCAAGAAGACCCUGGAGAUCAGUGUGUGGGACUACGACUAUGGCAAGGCAAAUGACUUCAUUGGUGCUGUACAGCUGGGGGUCCAGUCUAAGGGGGAGCGCCUGAAGCACUGGUUUGACUGUCUGAAGUACCCCGACCGCAGACAUGAGCGCUGGCACGUGCUCAUCGAGGAGUUUGACCCCAUCACCACUCCCACCGACACAGUCCGAGAUUAAUCACACUCGCUCCCAGCACGUCAGCAGUACGUUCUGCACCUGCGCAAAACCCGUAAUGUAUUGUGCAUAGCACUUUGGCAGAACAUCUCGUAUAAUAGUAUUCGAGCAUAUGAGGUAAACAUCCCGUCCGAAAUUUCCAAAUGUUGUGUUGGAAAAGAUACCGUCUACAACAGGCAAAAUUCUGAUGCAACGGUGACCAAACAUCCAACGAAAACCGUGAAAAAUUAUGGGUAUUGUGCAGGCGCAGUACAUUCUGCAGAUGUGCUGCCACUCCCCACAUUCAAACAACUUCACAAGGUGCAGGAAAGAUAUUUAUAAACACACUGCAGAAACAGUUAGCCAAGCAGUGAUGACAUCCAUGCAGCAAUCACAUGUAUAAGGCUUUUGCUUCCAAGCAAUAAUCAUCUUUUCCAUCAACGCUUUUUGAUGUUGAAAUAGAUGUUUUAGUCAAUACCAUAUAACCAUUACCAUUAAAAGAAUUGUCAGCUCACAAAUUGUUGUAGACUGCUUAAUUGAUACCUGUAGAUAGCUUUUAAUUGAUUAAUUGAUUGAAUUAUGAGAUAGAUUUUUAUCUUACACAAGGUUUAUCUUACACAAGGAAGUUUUACUCUGAGAAAUAUUUUAUUGAUAAAGUUGAUAGGAGGUACUUAAAGUUCUAUUCAGAAACUGAGUUGAAUACUCGACUCAUAGGUUAGGUUACUUAGUAUAUGCAGAUGUCUCCAAGUUGAUUUAUUAAGAACUAAAAUCAACAUGGUUGAUUUUAAUAGAUGUAUUCAAAUUGAAUUUAUUAUUGAAAGAAUUAGAUUGUAAUUACUUCAAGCAAGUAAGGGUUAUUUGAAAGAGAUUAUACUCACUUCACUCACUGGUUACAAAGAGUUGACGCAUCAACCUAGUUUCAAAUAUUUAAAGUUCUCACAGAAGACAGACUAAUAUAUAUAAAAGGGAACCAUGUUUGAAUGAGGCAUAGAUACAUGUAUGGCAUUAAAUACUUAAAGAACAUGAAUGGAAUUGGGAGAUAUUUUAAAGAUUUGUGAUGGCUUUUAGAUUAACUGGAUAUCACUGACUUUACAGUUCUGUAAAAUGUCUUAAGAUUGGUGUCUUCUUAAAGGUUUUAGAAAAACAGAUUAUCAUGAUCAUAGAUCAUAGACCAUGAAAGAUGCAAUGAAUGGCAACUUUGCAAUGCGUGAUAGAAGAAGUAGCUUUAAUGUUUGCAAUGCUUAAUAGUGUUAGCUGGUCACAUUUGCUCGCAUUGCAGAUUACACAAAAAUUCACAUUGUAGCUGCUUACGUAAUAUGCAUAAUGACAAUAUGUCUACCAUCUUAGUAAUGAUCAUACAAAUAUGAUAUAGAUGACAGUGAACUUCAAUCUUCAAAUUUCAAACAACAAAUCACUUGGUUGCAAAUACAGUACAUAUUUAACAAAUUAUGUAAAUGCUAACCAACUUCUUCAAUUUGUCUUCUUGCAAACAGAUGGUAGAAGGAACACUGAAUUCUAAGUUGAACUUAUUUGUAAUGAUUUUAAACAUUUUCGUAGUAAAUUUAUGCUAAGCUUAUAUAUGAUUAGGGCACAAUAAAUGAUUAGGUUUGAAAAAUGUACAUUUUAUACCAUUCAUACAUGUACUAACACAAACUUUAGAACUAAAUACUGAUGUUUCUUUUUAAGUUACGAUAGACAACAGUACUAUAGUGUGCAUUUUUAGAGAAAAAACAAUAUUGUGUAUUUUUAGUGUGUCGGUAAUGGUUAUUUAUCAAAUAUCCGUGUGUGAACUUCUCAUUUUCUGUUGUAUUAUGUUAACUUAAAAAGUUUGUUUUUAUUCAAGUUUAUGAAAUCAAUGUAUAAUUUAGCUAUUCAAGAAAUUUUUAAACUAGGUUCAACCAGUGUGCUUCAUUUAGUAGAUUGAAUACUCCAGAUAAGGCAAUGGCAGCUCAUCACCUAAAAUACAUUCUGUAUUUCUUCAGUUUUAAAGAAAUGUUACCAUACACACUUCACUUUUAGUGAACUAUAGCCAAAGGGUCAACAACUGUAAAAGAUACAGAUGUACAUGUAUAUUCUUCAUGUUUGCUGCUUUUACUCUCACAUUGAAGGCUAGUCAAUGUUAUCAUAUCUUCUCAUAUUUAUUGAACACCUUUAUUGAGCUAUUUUGUGUGUACAGCAGGCUUUCAGUGAGCCUCUCUCAAAGAUCUUUGUGCUUAGAUUGAUGGACGUGUUUACUUACCUCAAAACUGCAUUAGAGCUACAUGUAAUAGGUAAGGUUUUAUGAAACCUACUUAAUGUGACAAAACACAACACACCAAAGGGAUGUUGUCCAUUCCAGAAGGAAAACACAAUCAUUACAAACUGUCUGAACUUCUCAAAAGAAAGGAUACGAUUUGUUGGUAGUGAGAAAUGUUCAGUUGCAAAUAAGAGCUUUUCAUGUCAUUGUCACAUAUAUAGUACAAACAUAACUACAUACUGUUCACUGCAGCCUUUCCAGAUCUAUGAUUCACAUGACAUGCAUAGAACAUGUCUCCAACACUGAUGUAGCUUGCAUGCAGUUGUGGACUGAAUGGGACAGAGCCAAAACACAGAAGCACCCUGCAUGGGUAAGCAUCCUUACAGUCAGUAUCUGAACCAUUGGACAAAAAAAGGGCUGUGAAAAUGAAAUCUGAGUUGAAGGUGUUGGGACUCAGGAUAUAAGUGGGAAAUAUGAUAUGAAAGAAUUUAGAAUAAAAAGGGGAGGUGUCUUUGGAAUCAUAUUAGAUUUUUGGCAUGAAAGAAAUUCAGAGCUUAGUUGAAUUGAAUUUUGAUUCAUUCAUUUGCAAUUGCACUGAAUAAAUGAAAGUGAAAUGUGUAGAUGCCUACAUGUACUCUUUAGGUACAUAAAUAUACAAUGUUAAUGCACGUCUCACCCCACCAUGUCAGGCUCUGUUUCUGCACAGCAUUGAGAGAAACUUCUGUCUAUUGGCUCUGCUGGUAUGACUUUAACAUUUGCCAUUGACUGUGGUACCAAUCAAGAGGGUUGUACUUAAUGGACAUAAGAAUCAGUCACUAUGAUGUAGCACACUUGACUUUAUUAUUCUGCAUGUAUAAUCAUAGGAGCAUGGCUGAUGCGAAAAUAAAUCAUUGGACAAUCAU